Ornithodoros turicata is the source of this 746-nucleotide messenger RNA. RefSeq lists its product as uncharacterized. The record is from RefSeq and is a predicted model, not a curated record. The transcript has 6 exons. NCBI's taxonomy places the organism in Eukaryota, Metazoa, Arthropoda, Arachnida, Ixodida, Argasidae. Bases 405 to 746 code for a protein of 113 amino acids.
AUUUUGACGGCGCGCUAUUCUUCAAAUACUAAGUGAUGUGAUGCGACGAACGGGAGCAAUGGGCGGUGAAGCAGGGAACAAGAAAUUUCUUGUUGUGAAGUUUCCUGAUGAAGAAGAAAGCAUCGCCACAGUCCACAUUAAUUGGAUGGCAGAGGGAAAAUGUCUUUGGCCAAACGAGAAAGAUCCGUCAAGGCUGCGUCAGAUGGUAAUAAAUGGCGCAACACCACAACAGAGCUGGGCUAAGCACAACUGUAUUGUGCUUUCGUCAUUCGAUACAUAUGGAGAAGCACAGCAGAAACUAAACAAGGCUCGAGACAUCUGACCUUUCAAGCGAUAUAGAGCUGGGUCGUGGCAAAAGAAGAAAGCGGAGGACUGCCAAAAGUAUCAAUGAGGCUUACGGGGAGAUGCCUUAUGAUGAGGACAGGGAAACAGAUUCAGAGUGCAACAGCUAUGUACCUCCAAGACCACCUACACCCCCAACGUACAUGGAUUUGUCUGGCUCUGGAACCACAAACCUCGGAACCAUACCAGUUGACGCAGGGCCACCCACCGCUGUACAGGCAUCACAAGUGACAAGAAGUCACGUCGAGCACGCUCUAAGUGAAGCUAGGCAGAGAGCCCGCAGCUGGAGAGAGCCCCCACGUAGCUACACUAAUACAGCCAUGCGGGGGGCAGGCGCCGCAUCUUGGGAUACCUUUCCUGUGUACAGUGAAGGGAACUUUAGUAAGUUUUUGUUUCGCACUUAG